Messenger RNA from Centruroides sculpturatus (bark scorpion), 2655 nucleotides. RefSeq names its product V-type proton ATPase 116 kDa subunit a-like. Lineage: Eukaryota; Metazoa; Arthropoda; Arachnida; Scorpiones; Buthidae. Bases 14 to 2416 code for a protein of 800 amino acids. The transcript has 19 exons. Gene Ontology annotation, cellular component: vacuolar proton-transporting V-type ATPase complex; plasma membrane; vacuolar proton-transporting V-type ATPase, V0 domain. Gene Ontology annotation, biological process: vacuolar acidification; proton transmembrane transport. Gene Ontology annotation, molecular function: ATPase binding; proton-transporting ATPase activity, rotational mechanism. The record is from RefSeq and is a predicted model, not a curated record.
AAUAAAUCUCAAAAUGUUUCGGAGUGCGGAAAUGAAAUUAUGUCAACUGUACCUACAGAACGAAUCGGCUUAUUGUUGUAUUUCGGAGUUGGGAGAGCUGGGAUUAGUUCAAUUCAGAGAUGUUAAUAAUGAAACUUCAGUUCUCCAAAGAAAAUUUGUUAAUGAUAUCAGACGUUGUGAUGAAAUGGAAAGGAAGUUACGUUUUCUGGAAACAGAAAUAAAAAAAGAAAACAUUCCCAUAUUUGAUGCAGGUGAUAAUCCUGAAGCACCUCUUCCAAAAGAAAUAAUUGAUCUUGAGGCAACACUUGAGAAAUUUGAAACUGAAUUAAGAGAGGUUAUUAUAAAUGAUGAUGCUCUGACGAAAACAUUUUUGGAAUUAACAGAAAUGAAAUAUGUGCUAAUGAAGGCUCAAAUGUUUUUUGAUGAGAAGGAUAUUUCUCCAAGUGUUAGUGAAGGAAUAGAAACAACAUUAAUUAGCAGAGAAACAAUAUCAGGUGGUCUGCAAUUAAGUUUUAUGGCUGGAGUAAUCCGGAGAGAUCGUAUACCUGUUUUUGAACGAACAUUGUGGCGACUAUGUCGUGGAAAUGCAUUUUUUAGACAAGCUGAAAUUGAGGAACCACUUGAUGAUUUAUUAUCUGGUGAUAAAGUCAAUAAAUCUGUUUUUCUUAUAUUUUUCCAAGGAGAACAAUUGAAAAUAAAAGUGAAAAAAAUUUGUGAAGGUUUUCGAGCAACAUUGUAUCCAUGUCCAGAGUCACAAGUAGAAAGAUCAGAACAGUUAAAAGGAAUUUUGGUUCGUCUUGCAGAUAUUAGUACUAUUUUAAAUGAAACUGAAGAUCAUAGACAUCGACAACUUGUAAAUACUUCUAGAAACAUACGAAAUUGGUUUAUUAAGAUCAGAAAAAUAAAAGCUAUAUAUCAUACAUUGAAUCUUUUUGAUCAAGAUGUUACAAGAAAAUGUCUUAUAGCUGAAUGCUGGUGUGCUGCUAAAGAUAUACCAAAAGUUCAAGCAGCAUUAUUAAAUGGAACUGAAAAAAGUAGAAGCUCUAUGCCUUCAAUAUUGCAUUGUAUUUCUCAUGAUGAACAACCUCCUACUUUCAAUACUACAAAUAAAUUUACAGUUGGGUUUCAGAAUAUAGUAAAUGCAUAUGGUGUAUCUAAUUAUCGAGAAGCUAAUCCUGCUCCAUAUACAAUAAUUACAUUUCCUUUCUUAUUUGCUGUGAUGUUUGGUGAUGCUGGUCAUGGGUUUUUAAUGUUUUUAUUUGCUCUCUGGAUGGUAAUUAAAGAAAAUACAUUUAGCAAACAAAAGUCUAAUGGAGAAAUAUGGAACACAUUCUUUAAUGGGAGAUAUAUCAUCUUAUUGAUGGGAAUAUUUUCAGUUUAUACUGGCCUUAUUUAUAAUGAUAUUUUUUCAAAAUCUAUUAAUAUAUUUGGUUCUUCUUGGAAACCUAUUAACAUAUCUGAUGAGCAAGUUGUAAAUUCACUUUUUCAACUGAAUAUGAGUACUAGUUAUACUGGUCAUCCUUAUCCUUUUGGACUAGAUCCUGUUUGGUCAUUAGCAAAAAACAAGAUUCUUUUUACAAAUUCAUAUAAAAUGAAAUUAUCGAUUAUUUUUGGAGUAUCUCAAAUGCUGUUUGGUGUUAUUAUAAGUGCUUGGAAUCAUUGCUUUUUCAGAGAUUACUUGAGUCUGUUUUGUGAUUUCAUUCCUCAACUUCUAUUUCUCCUAAGUAUUUUUGGUUAUCUAGUUGGAUUAAUUAUUGCAAAAUGGCUUACUUAUUAUGGGGAAAAUAAUAAUUAUGGUUGUGCUCCAAGUUUACUCAUCAUGUUAAUCAACAUGUUUCUCUUCAGAUAUCCUGAAUCUCCUUGUUAUCUUUCAAAUAUGUAUUCAGCACAGCCAUAUGUACAAAAGUGUUUAGUUAUAUUAGCCUUACUCUGUGUUCCUUGGAUGCUGUUGGUAAAGCCAAUUAUGCUUAGAAGACAAUAUCAUUCUCCUAGAUAUAUGAGACAAGAAUCACCACAUAGGGAAGCUGAAGAAUUUGAUUUUGCAGAUGUGUUUAUAAAUCAAGCCAUUCAUACUAUUGAAUAUUGCUUAGGUUCUAUAUCUCAUACUGCCUCUUAUUUGCGGUUAUGGGCUCUUAGUUUAGCACAUUCACAACUGUCUGAAGUCUUAUGGACUAUGGUAAUGAAUAUAGCACUCCGCUUUUCAACAAAUUUUCUGGGUGCUGCUGUUUUUGUUCCAAUAUUUUUCUUUUGGGCUGUUUUAACAGUUGGAGUGUUAUUAAUAAUGGAAGGUCUCUCUGCAUUUCUACACGCUCUUCGACUUCACUGGGUGGAAUUUCAGAGCAAAUUUUAUAAAGGUUCUGGAUAUAUAUUUGCACCAUUAUGUUUUAAAACUAUGCUGGAAUCUGAAGAAGAAUAAACUUGUUAUAUUGAAAAUGUAAUUACAUUUUAAUAUCAUUUGCAAAUUACAAAUGAUAUUCAAGUUAACUUGCUAUAUUCAAAGUGCCUAUUUUUACAUUUAUAACAAAUUAAGCAGAAUUUAUAAAUUAUUUUAUUUCUAGUCAUGAAUAUGGAAUUACAAUAACAAGUUUAAAAUUUCAAUUAAUAUUGGAUUCAUAUAACAUUUAAAUAUAUUGUUGCAUCAUAAAAUUUUGAAAA